Messenger RNA from Dendronephthya gigantea, 2853 nucleotides. Its product is annotated as E3 ubiquitin-protein ligase RGLG5-like. The record is from RefSeq and is a predicted model, not a curated record. NCBI's taxonomy places the organism in Eukaryota, Metazoa, Cnidaria, Anthozoa, Malacalcyonacea, Nephtheidae. The transcript has a single exon. Bases 1027 to 2127 code for a protein of 366 amino acids.
CAAUUGUGGUCAGUGAAGGGAAUCCGCUUCGAUUGUUAUCACACAAUAAAAAAACGAACGAUUUCGCCUUGUGGGAUAAACAUUUUUUUUCUCAUCAUUUGCUGCGGCUACAGAGAGCUUUGUUCUGCGGGUUGGCACACGUCAUCGGGCGAAUUCUAUUCGUCAUAAUUUGCGUUUUCCAGGGAAUGUCGAUGACGUUGCAUCAACUAUAAACAUCCUUUUGCGCAAUAUUUCAAGCAGUCAUCUCCAAUUCCAACAGUGGAUGGAUGAUUACGUAUUCAUCCGUGACUAUAUUACAAGGCGUUUUAAAAUACGUAAAUUCGUAACAACGCAGGCGUUUCUGGUCAAACGGAGGCGUUUCUGGCCUUUCAUAUAAAGGUGGUGAUCGGUGAAACAUGAUAGAAUCAUACUACAAAAGAAUUGUGUGAAUGGGUGUAUAAUAUGAUAUGCCAUUAUUUGUCAAGACUCAACUAUCAAUUGUGUUUACAUACGCGACAAAAUUGCAUUUAUGAACAUGCUAAUUAUUAUUGGCUAUCCAGUGGCUAGUCUAAAGCGGGUGCAAUAAUAAAAGACGUGUCUACAUCAAAGAAUCGCAUCGACAAACAUUCUUUUAAAGUACAUCUUUCAUUUGGAAGUGCUAAUUUAUGACAGAGCAGGAAGCUGGCCAAGUUCCUGUACUUGUGGGGGUGUUUAAUAACGAUUUGAACUUCAUUUUGAAAGUAAACUCAAGCUAGUUUAAUAAAAACAUAGACGGUUUACAUUGAAUAUUAGGAGUUGAGUUAUUAUUAAGUGGAGAAGAUCUCUUCCUGUUAGGCAAAGGUGAAGGCAAUUUGGAAUUCACUAAGAUACGAUUUGACUUUGGCGUACUUUUUAAUUGAUGAUAAUAUGUUAAAAAGGGUAAUUUGUCUCGCGGAGUAAUACGAAAAGUACUUGGAAAAAUUCUUUGAUGCCUAUACUCACUGAUGUGGAAGAUUAUAUGCAAAUUAUUUCGAUAAAAACAACGAUAAUAUCCCCAACAGUGUUGUAAUGGCAGAAAUCUCAAGUGUAUUUUUUAUACUGUUGGAGUUUGUUGUCAUUUCAAUCGUCUUUGUUUGGUUUGCUUACAUCAUUUAUAAUAUACUUUACUAUCCAAGGAAAGCUUACAAUAUUCUUCCAACCAGGAUACGAAAUUGGUCGUUGCUGCGUAAACUAGGUGUCACGAAUAGGUCAAAUACUUUCGCCGAAAUUGAAGAUCGCUUUAGUUCCAUUGCCGAAAUCACGAAAGCGAUGCGAGCGAGUGGACUCAAAAAAGCGAAUCUUAUUAUUGGAAUUGACUUCACCGCAAGCAACGAGUGGCAAGGACGGAAAACAUUCGGCGGCCGCUCUCUACAUAAUAUCUCUAUAGAUCCAAAAUCUCAACGAAUUAAUAAAUGGAAUCCUUAUCAGAGAGUUAUCAGGGCUAUAGGCGAAGGAUUGCAAGAUUUAGACGAAGAUCACUUGAUCCCUGUAUUCGGAUUUGGGGAUGAACGGACCAAGGAUCACAGCGUGUUCUCGUUGAUGGACGAAUCGCCAUGCAAAGGUGUUGAAGAUGUUCUUGCUCGCUACACGAGAACAGUUGGCUCUGUUGCUUUAAGUGGACCAACAAGUUUCGCUCCUAUUAUUAGAAAGUCCAUCCAGAUCGUACAGCAAACUGGCAAGUAUCACGUUCUUUUGAUCAUCGCUGAUGGCAGGGUUGAGAAUGAACAAGAUUUUGAUACGAGAGCAGCGAUUGUCGAGGCAUCAAAUUAUCCAUUGUCUAUAGUAUUGGUCGGGGUAGGGGAUGGCCCUUGGGAGGUGAUGCAUGAGUACGAUGACAAAUUACCCCAAAGACGUUUCGAUAAUUUUCAAUUCGUGGAAUUCUUAGAAAAGAAGAGUUCCCGUUUCUCGCGUGAUGCCGAAGAGGAUUUCGCAGUCCAGGCUCUCAUGGAGAUUCCCGAUCAGUAUAGAGCUAUCAGGUCGCUAGGACUUCUGGGAAAGAAUGGCAGCGUGGACCUGAAUAAGAACGCGGGGACUGGUGUUGUGCGUCGCAAAAAAAUCAAGGAAAGUCGCCAGGUCAAUCAUGUUAUACGAAGAAAGAGCGUCGAGGGCGUUCUUGAAACGGAUUUGUGAAGUUGGAUUUAGCGCACACGCUCAUUCAAGUGUGGGUCACAACACGUCAACGAUCAUGAUAUCAUGAAUCAUUGUGGUUUAUGAUCAUGAUCAUGAUCAUGAAUCAUUGUGGUUAAUAAUUUAAUAAAAAUUAUUUCAGAAUUACAGAAUUAUACUUAUCAGUUAUCAUCAAAUCUGGGGUUCCAACCUUGGUAUAAUGAAGGCAAGGAUUGAUGAAUGUAUUUAAUGACAUUUAACACCUCCAGUUGCAUCCAUUGUAAUCUACUCUUCGAGUUUCGUCCAAUCUCCGACUUAAUAUUAUCAUCCAUCCAUGUGAUUUACCACAAUGAACUACUCCUAUUUACUCCUUUUCACUCCUAUUUCCCCCUCUUAUUUACUCCUUUCCACUCCUAUUUCCCCCUCUUAUUUACUCCUUUCCACUCCUAUUUUUCCCUCUUAUGAAGAACUCCUACUUACGUCUUUUCACUACUUAUCUUUUCAUCUUGAGGUGCAUCAAAAUUUGAUGAGUUUUUUUCUUGUAUUUACCGCACCGUGUAUGAAAUAGCCAGAGGGACAUAGCUUCUCAGUUCUCAUAUUUAUUUUAAAAUGGAAUUGUCCAACUUGUAUAUGAAAUUAAUAUUAUGAUUAUUUGUCAAUUAAUAUAACAAUAAAUGCAUUUAUACUUAAGUUACUUGCGCUUAUUUAUGUGUAAAUGCGGCGACGUUUGCCCGAAACAAAUACACUCAA